UUUGAGGCGUGUCCAUUCCGUACGGCGGAGGAAUAGGCCUCCCGCGCGUUUUCUCAGCGCGAGGCGGGGAUUGCAACGUAGAAUACAGGGGUGGGGCCCUGGUCGAGGUAGGCUUCUGGGAGGAGGGAGGUCUUGGCUAUGGUGUAUGAUGCUCUGUGUCAUAUUUAGAAAAGCUAUUUGCCUUCCGGGAUAAACCUCUCGGCUGAGAGUUAAUUUUCUGCUGGAAGAAACCACUGGGGAUGAGGGGAGCAAGGGAGGAAAAAUCACCAAGUUAUAAGGACAAACGUCUUAUAUGCUACGGCUGAAUCCUGGGAGAAAUCGGCGGAUGAGGGGAGAAGUCACGACAGUACAAUCUGAUUUUUGGAGACACCCUCGGGGAGAAUGUGGAGAGGAUCCCUUUUGCUGCUUUUUAUGAGUUGAGGGGAAGAAGACAAGGGAAAAAGCAAGAAGAUCAGUUGGGAAGAUUCUGCAGUAGCCCAGAUUGCCUACUGCUACUUCUACCUCCACUGUGCACAGGAAAUAUGUGGCUCCCAGGGACUGGCAAGCUCCAUGGAGGAAGCUUAUCUCCAGGAUAUGUGGGCUGUGUCCUGUGGGAGCCUAACCUGGAGACUGAGCGUGGAUCUGGACGGCCCCUUGAUGCGAUAUGGAGAGGGGAGCAAGGAUAUUGGCUUCACCCAGGUUUUUGCGCCUUCAGGAAAUCGAAACACCAGGCGCCAUCUUGUCUGAGCCGACUCCUUCCGGACUACAUUUCCCAGAGGCCUCGCAAGAGCAGGGCCGCUCCUUCACUCGCUAGCCCGACCGUCGGCCUCCCGGGAAGGGUAACUGCAAGCUCUGCUCUUCUCAGAUAGAUCCCCAGAGGAAGAAGGAGGAAUGGCUGUUGACCAAGCCAAAUAAAAGGAAAACAGCCCCAAGGAGAACUGAUCCUCUCCUGCAAUACUGAAAGAAAGCCAUGGCCCAGGGCUCAGUGGUGUUCAGUGAUGUGUCUGUAGACUUCUCGCAGGAGGAGUGGGAGUGCCUGGACUCUGGUCAGAGGGACUUGUACAGAGAUGUGAUGUUGGAGAACUAUAGCAAUCUGCUGUCAAUGGGAUUUUACAUUCCUAAGCCUCAAGUCAUCUCCUUAUUGGAACAAGGGAAAGAGCCCUGGAUGGUUGGCAGAGAGCUGACAAAAGGCCUAUGUUCAGAUCUGGAAUCAAUGUGUGAAAACAAGUUAUUAUCUCUGAAGAAGGAAGUUUAUGAAAUAGAAUCAUGCCAGAGGGAGAUAAUGGGACUUACAAAGCAUGGCCUUGAGUACUCCAGUUUUAGAGACAUUUUGGAAUAUAGAAGCCACUUUGAAAAACAACUGGGAUAUCAAAGUGGGCAUUUAAGCCAAGAAAUAUUCACUCAUGAAUACAUGCCCACAUUUAUUCAACAGACAUUCUUUACUCUACAUCAAAUAAUUAAUAAUGAAGAAAAGCCCUAUGAAUGUAAAAAAUGUGGAAAGGUUUUUAGUCAGAAUUCACAAUUUAUUCAACAUCAGAGAAUUCAUAUUGGUGAAAAAUCUUAUGAAUGUAAGGAGUGUGGGAAAUUCUUUAGUUGUGGCUCACAUGUUACUCGACACCUGAAAAUUCAUACUGGUGAAAAACCCUUUGAAUGUAAGGAAUGUGGAAAGGCCUUCAGUUGUAGCUCAUACCUUUCUCAACAUCAGAGAAUUCAUACUGGUAAGAAACCCUAUGAGUGCAAGGAAUGUGGGAAGGCCUUUAGCUAUUGCUCAAAUCUUAUUGACCAUCAGAGAAUUCACACUGGUGAAAAACCCUAUGAAUGUAAAGUAUGUGGGAAAGCCUUUACUAAGAGCUCACAACUUUUCCAACAUGUGAGAAUUCAUACAGGUGAGAAACCCUAUGAAUGUAAGGAAUGUGGCAAAGCUUUUACUCAGAGCUCAAAGCUUGUUCAGCAUCAGAGAAUUCACACUGGUGAAAAACCCUAUGAAUGCAAAGAAUGUGGCAAAGCCUUUAGUAGUGGCUCAGCACUUACUAAUCAUCAGAGAAUUCACACCGGGGAGAAACCCUAUGAUUGUAAGGAAUGUGGGAAAGCUUUUACUCAGAGCUCACAACUUCGUCAACAUCAGAGAAUCCAUGCUGGUGAGAAACCCUUUGAAUGUCUUGAAUGUGGGAAGGCCUUUACUCAGAACUCACAACUUUUUCAACAUCAGAGAAUUCAUACAGAUGAAAAACCAUAUGAAUGUAAUGAAUGUGGAAAGGCCUUUAAUAAAUGCUCAAACCUCACACGACAUCUGAGAAUUCAUAGUGGUGAAAAGCCCUAUAACUGUAAGGAAUGUGGGAAGGCAUUUAGUAGUGGCUCAGAUCUCAUUCGUCAUCAGGGAAUUCACACUGAUGAAUUAUCAGAAACUCAGGAACCAAAUAGAUUGGGAGAGCAAGGAAUUCUUGGAAUGCAAUACAAGUUUUCAGCCUUGGCGGAGCAGCUCUGGUCUCAGCCUUUCCAUCCUCGCACAGGCAGCUGGGGCUCCUGCUCCCAGACCAGCGCCACCAUCACUGGGGAGCUGAAGACUGUCAGGGCUGUUGCCUUGUGCACAGCCUCCCCUCAGGAUGCCUCGGUCAGGAUGUCCUCGCAAGCCGGAUUCCAGUCCAGGGAGUUUUACACAUCAAUCCCAGCCUCCAGGGAGUCACAGGAUUCUGCUGUGUUGGGCUGGAGAGAACUGCAGUCUUGGUUUCCCCAAGGUUUAUCACCAUGGCUUGAAGUCACUCAGGCCCAGAGAAGCUCCUGGCAACAGCCACAAAUCCCCUUCGGGGAGGCUGAUGGCUGUGACAGGCAGCUGGUGGACUCUAGACUGGCAGAAUGGAACCCCUUCUGCUCCAUGCUACUUUCUAGUGGACAAGGCAAAGGCCUGAAUUUGUUCUUUCCUAAUUUAGGAGACAUGACAGAAUGGGAUGAGUUUGAAUCACUCUGUACCAUCUGGUGGAAUGGUCUCAAGGAAGUGGUCACCAUCAAAUACGGUGGAGGCACGUGUCCGUUUUUGUGUUUGCGGGUCCAGCCCUGCCAAAGGGGACGUCCCCUGCUGAGACUGGGUUCACCUGCACGGGUCUGCCCGGAUCUCCGGGAGGGGCUCCCUGCGCGCCCCCGUCCUGCGCGGGGGCUUCUGGGAGAUGUGGUCCAUCCGCCGGACCCGCGCACCUCCGUGCACCGCGGCAGGCACCAGCCGCUGGGUCUUAUUCCGCGGUGCGUGUGGUCAGGGCUGGUUCCGGGAGACGCGCCCCGUGAAAGUCUAGUGGCGGUCUCCGUGCCCAAGACCUCCAGGCGGAUACCUGGAGAGGUACCCCGGACCUGCCCCCUCUUCCAAAAUCCCAAAUGCCCUCUGAGAAGCGAGCGAAACAGCCAAUCUAGCUGGGACAAGGGCCAGCACGCGACAAAUACUAGCGGGGACCUUUUGCUGUUGCAAGGACCUGCCCCCACCGGUCACUCACAGCCUGAUUGGCCCGGCUUCGCAGGCCUCCCCUUAGCGCCUUUGCUGUUGGAAGAUCCAGCCUUAGGAGCGCUGGUCUGUCAAUCACGGUCUCUUUCCGUCCUCCUGUCCCUCAAAACCACAGUCCAAGUGCAUGCCCGUCCCCACGCGAAGGCACAGGCGAGCGCGGGGCCGGAAGAAGCCGUACUGGCGCUGAGCGUUGUUGCACAUUUUUGCGUUGUCCCGGCAAGAGACCGCCCGACGAGGGACGCAGCCACCCUGAAGUCCUCCGGGUGCGUAGUGCGUGCCUGGGAUUUCAGCAGUCGCGAGGGUUCCAAAUCCCAGAGGUCUGAAUUUUGGGCAAAUCUUGUAGAGAUUGAAGAGUCCAGCCUCCCUAUCUACCAAAACCCCGGGGACACAAGACCAAAGCUUGGAGUUAGCCCAGCCAAUCCCGCUCUCCUCAAAAAUAGCCUUGGCGUUCCCUGUCCAUACUGGCGCCCCUCCUACCUCCGGGGACCAAGGCCGGUGUCGCUCUUAUCCCCGAGUCCCAACAAAGCAUCACUCCACUGCUUCAUCCUUCAAGUGCUCUGCCGUGACCGGCGCCCACCCGCGCCAAUCUGGACCCUGGUUUCUGCUACGGGAAGGGCACACGGGGCGGCGCCUUGGCAUGAGUUACCCCAGUUCGUCCGCGCCGCUGACCUUGACGUAGCAGGAGCAUUUCCGGUCCGUGGGAUCCGCCGCUCGCUGUUUGGAAGUGGCGUCGACACUUCAUUCGGGAUUUUCCUGUACUUCUGCACUUCGUUUCCGAGUCUCAGCCUCAGGAUCGGCAACGUGCACCCCGCGUUCCAUCUGUCUUCUGAGACUUUGCCCUUCUCCAGAGAGAGCAUUCAGGAGACCAGGAAAAUGGCCACGGGGCUCCUGAAAGCCAAAAAAGAGGCAUUCGUGGCAUUCAGGGAUGUGGCUGUGGACUUCACCCGAGAGGAAUGGAGUUUGCUGAGCCCUGCCCAGAGGACCCUGCACAGGGAAGUGAUGCUGGAGACCUACAACCACCUGGUCUCACUAGAAAUUCCAUUUUCCAAACCAAAACUCAUUUCUCAGCUGGAGCAAGGAGAAGAGCCCUGGAUUGAGGAGAAACGAUGUCCGCUGGUCCUCUGUCCAGGAUCAAAGCUAGAAAUUGAACCUUAUCCCCCCUGCCCGCUGGCAUUCUCUAGUCAGCGAGGCCUCAGCCAACAUGUGUGGCUCAGGCAUCUUCCUCAGCUCUUCUCAGGUUACUGUGCAGGAAAUCAUCUCCGUCCGGGGAAACCCUAUCCAGAAGAUCAGAAACAGCAGCAGAAACAACUCUUUGAUCAAGCCUGCUUGAGUGACAAAGCAGAAAUUCAAGAGACAGAAGACUCCAAGCCCUUGUUCAGGAGAGUAAGCAGAAGAGGCCCUUGGGAGGUGUUGUCCAGCCCACUGCAAGAACAGCCAGUCAGGUCCAGGGAAGACAACACGGUGCUGGAUAUAGGGCCCAGCCUAGGCCAGAGGACAGACCUUGAGGAAUCAGACAAAGGAUCGCGUGGUGUAGAAGUCUCAAGAUUUGGGGCAGUCAAAUGUGGGGAGUUUGGGCGAGGCUUUUUGAGGGAGUCAAACCUGCUCAGCCUCCAGAAGAUGCAUACAGGGGAGACACCUUACAUGUACACUGAGUGGGGACAGGGCUUUAGCAACAUGUCAAUCCUCAUCAAAAACCAGAAGAAACACUCUGGGGAAAAACCUUAUGUGUGCAAGGAGUGUGGACGAGGCUUUACCUGGAGGUCAAACCUCAUCACACACCAGAGGACACACUCAGGGGAGAAGCCUUAUGUGUGCGAGGAGUGUGGACGAGGCUUCACCUGGAAGUCAAACCUCAUCACACACCACAGGACACAUUCAGGGGAGAAACCUUAUGUGUGCGAGGAGUGUGGACGAGGCUUUACUUGGAAGUCAAACCUCUUCACACAUCAAAGGACACAUUCAGGGGUCAAGCCUUAUAUGUGCAAGGAAUGUGGGCAGAGUUUUAGCCUGAAGUCAAACCUUAUCACACACCAGAGGGCACACUCUGGGGAGAAGCCUUAUGUUUGCAAGGAAUGUGGGCGUGGCUUUCGCCAGCAUUCACAUCUCAUCAGACAUAAGAGGACACAUUCAGGAGAGAAGCCUUAUGUGUGCAGGGAGUGUGAGCAGUGCUUUACCCAGAAGUCACAUCUCAGUAGACACUUAAGGACACACACAGGAGAGAAGCCUUAUGCGUGCGCGGAAUGUGGGCGCCGUUUUAGUUGGAAAUCAAACCUCAAGACACACCAGAGGACGCACUCCGGGGUUAAACCUUAUGUGUGCCUGGAGUGUGGGCAGUGCUUUAGCCUGAAGUCAAACCUCAACAAACACCAGAGGUCACACACAGGGGAGAAGCCAUUUGUGUGCAGAGAAUGUGGGCGAGGCUUUACCCGGAAGUCAACCCUUAUCACACACCAGAGGACACACUCAGGGGAAAAGCCAUUUGCGUGCAGGGAGUGUGGACGAGGCUUCAACGAUAAGUCAACCCUCAUCUCACACCAGAGAACACAUUCAGGGGAAAAGCCUUUUGUGUGCAGGGAGUGCGGUAGAAGGUUUAGCCAGAAGCCAAACCUCUUUAGGCACAGGAGGGCACACUUGGGUCAUAUGCCCUUUGUGUGCAAAGAGUGUGGGCAGGGCUUUUGUGAUAAGUUAACUCUCGUCACACACCAGAAGGCACACUCCGGGGGAAAGCCUCACGUGUGCAGGGAGUGUGGGCAAGGCUUUAGCCGGCAGUCACACCUCGUUAGACAUCAGAGGAUACAUUCAGGAGAGAAGCCUUACAUUUGUAGGAAGUGUGGGCGAGGCUUUAGUCGGAAAUCAAACCUCAUCAGACAUCAGAGGACACACUCAGGAUAGACACCUUGUGUGUACAGCGAGUGUAGUGAAAUCUAGUCAAGAGUCCUAUUUCACAAGAUGCCAGAAGUCACACCUAGUGGUUUUAGUAAGAAGUCAGCCAUUACCAGACACCAAAGUGGAGACAGCUACUUACGUGUGACAGGAAUGUUCACGAGCCCAAUGGGAAGAGUCAACAUCUCCAGUCCGCCUGAAGGAGAACUACUGGCUCAUUUUCAGGAGCUCUGGCUUCCCCUAGUGGGGAUGAUGGGUUGUGGAAGAUCAGGUCACUUGAUGGAGGGAGCACUUAGAAGUAGAUUGAAAUAAAGGAAUGGAGACUAUUCUGAUGUCAUUUCCUGAGAAUAUUUAAACCCUCCUUACACAGUAGCCUGGAUGUUAGAGAUAACAGCAAUAAUAGAGCUCGCCCCUUAAAAUCUGUCCGACUUUCUGAGAACAAGGGACUUGACAGAGACCAUUGCUGAUUUAAUCUUGCUUUCCCAGAGCAGGACCCAGCAGCAGUCAGUUUCAGGGAAGUUUGGGAAAUGAUGAAUUCAUGGAGACAGAGGUAGUACGUGGGUAGAAGAAGGUUUUAUUAUGCAAAAGGGCUUACAAGGGAGAAAGACCAUGACUGUCCUAGCUCUGGGUUUUGGGAGGAAGUAUCCAUUUUUGCUUGCUUCCAGGGGCUGUCUCUGGUUUCCAGGUUGAAUCCAUACUGAAGAUAUUCUUAUUUACCGAUGUAUUUAGACUAGAAAUGUAUUAUAUGCUUUUAUGAAGAAAACUGGUAGUAAUUUUUGUGAAUUUGACUUUCAAACCAAAAGUUAGAAUAUUGAAAAACAACUGUCGCCAUGAACUUGACAGCUUUCCACUACUUAGUCUUUUGUGACAAGAUUGCUGAUGAUAUUAAUGAAUGUGAUUUUGUAAUACCAUAUAAUGAAAUAUGUAAACAUUUGGAAGAUCUGCCUAACUCACUGAACAAGUAUUUUCCAAAUGAUUAGUGUGUGAUGCUACAAAAUCAUCCAUGGUGAUAUUAAAGUAUAAGGUAGGCAAAUGGAUUUCAGUUUAAAAGAUAAAGGUACCUGGCUGGCUCAGUCAGUAGAGCAUGCAGCUCUUGAUCUUGGAGUUGUGAGUUCGAGCCCCACAUUUAGGGAUAGAGUUUACUUUAAAAAAGAAAAGAAAAACCAAAAACAAAAAUUAAAAUUAAUACCAAUCUUUAAAAAAAAGAGAGAUAAAGGCCAGAUUCCACAUUACAGUAACCUUUAAAAAAUGAUCACUUGUUGACUUUUGGUAUACUUUGGUAUAGUCAAAGAAUAAUACUAACAAAUAUCUGAAAAGGUCAUUAAGAUACAUCUCCAUUUUUUAAAUUUGUACAUGUGGGGUCAUAUUAUUUAUCUCAGCAAAUUAAAUGCAAGAGCACAUAUAAAAUACUAGCUAUAUUAAGAUUAAAGAGAUUUUCAAAAAUACAAGAUAAUGCCACUCUUCUCACUGAUCUAUUUUUUUUAAAUUUUUUUGGUGGAAAAUAUUCAAACCCAAGUGAAAGUGAAGCACUUUACUUCUCAUUUAAAGUGCAUUGUUUCUAGAUGUUUAUGGUUUUGGGGUACCUGGCUGGCUCAGUCAGUGGAGCACGUGAUUCUUGAUCUCAGGGUGUGAGUUCAAACCCCACACUGGGUGUAGAGAUUACUUAAAAAUAAGUCUUUAAAAAAAAACAAACAGGUUUGGGGUUGCCUGGCUGGCUCAGUUGGUGGAGCAUGCGACUCUUGAUCUCAGGGUCAUGAGUUCAAGUCCUCUGUUGGGUGUGGAGCUUAACAACAAAACGUUUAGAUGUUUAUGGUCUAUAUCUCACAGCAAAAAAUACUUCACACACACUUAAACACCAAAAAAAAAAGUUACCUAACAUGCUAUUAUACUUAAUAUAAUUUAAACUAGGCAUGGGGCACCUGGCUGGCUCAGUUGGUGGAGCAUGAGAAUAUUCAUCUCUGCGUCAUGAUUUCGUCCCCAUGUUGGGUGUAGAGAUUACUAAAAAAAAAAAAUUAAAAAAAUUAAACUAGGCAUAGAAGAAAAUUACCAAAUAACACAAAUGCAAAGGAUAUGCUUGUUAACACCCACUGGCAGAUGUAAACCUACAAUUUAAGUAUGCUGCUCUAUCUAGACAAAACACACAAAUCUUGGGGAAUACUCAUUGCUAGAACUAAAUUAUAUAAUUACUUAAUCUCUGUGCCUGUCGCUAUGUCUCUUCCUGAAUAUUCUUGCCAAUUUUUCUAUUUUUUAUUAAAAUCUAUUCUUUUAAUCUUUUCAAUGUGUUUUUAACUUAUAUUUUGUUAAUUUUUGUUAAUAUUUACUAAUAUCUUGAAGCUAGUUUUUAUUAAUUGCUUUUUGAAGCUUAUUCAAUCAUACUUCAGGUUUUUGUACCUUUUCCUUUUUAUUUUCUUCUGAAAGUCAAAUCAGUUAUAAUUUUUUCUUUAUUUUCUCUUUUAGCCAAGAAUUACUAUUUCUACAAAUGGCUAGAUGGAUGUAUUCAUUUUUACACUCUCCUAGUAUUUAGUUUUUUUAAAUUUUAUAGCAUAGUCAAUAUAUUUUUGUAGUUUCUUCCAUUUUAUUUUAUUAAAAAUUAAUGUAUUUAUUUAAAUUCAAGUUAGUUAACAUAUGAUGUAGUAUUGGCUUCAGGAGUAGAACCCAGUGAUUCAUCACUUCAUAUGACACCUAGUGCUCAUCCCAACAAAUGCCCUCCUUAAUGCCCAUCACCCAUUUAGCCCAUCCUCAACCCACCUCCCCUCCAGCAACCCUGUUUGUUCUCUGUAUUUAAAAGUCUCUUAUGGUUUGCCUCCCUCUCUGUUUUUGUCUUAUUUUUCCUUCCCUUCUCCUAUGUUUAUUUGUUUGGUUUCUUAAAUUCCACAUAUGAGUGAAAUCAUAUGGUAUUUGUUUUUCUCUGACUUAUUUUGCUUAGCAUAAUACACUCUAGUUCCAUCCACAUUGUUGCCAAUGGCAAGAUUUAAUUCUUUUUGAUCGCCAAGUAGUAUUCCAUUGUAUGUAUGUAUGUAUCUUCUCUAUGCAUUCAUCUGUGGAUGGACAUUUGGGCUCUUUCCAUACUUUGGCUGUUGUGGAUAGCACUGCUUUAUAAACAUUGGGGUACGUGUGUCCCUUCAAAUCAGCGUUUUUGAUUCCUUUGGAUAAAUACCUAAUAGUGCAAUUGCUGGGUCAUAGGGUAGUUCUAUUUUUAAUUUUUUGAGGAAUCUCCAUGCUGUUUUCCAGAGUGGACUUCCAGUUUAAUUCAUAAAGUUUAGUUUUGAAUCUAAUCAGGCUCUGAAUUUUCAUGUAUAUCUUUUUUUUUUUUUUUUUUUUUUUUUUUUUAGUGUAUUUAUUUUGAGAGAGAAUAGGGGAGGGUCAGAGAGACAGUGAGAGAGAGAAUCCCAAGCAGGCUCCACACUGUCAGUGCAGAGCCCAAUAUAGGGCUUGAACUCACAAAAUGAGAUCAUGACCUGAGCUGAAACUGAGAGUCAGAUGCUUAACUGACUGAGCCAGCCAGGCACCCCAGUUUUCAUGAGUAUCUUAAAAAGCAAGUAUGUAACAUGAGUAUGUGUAUUUUAACAAUAUUAUACCAAAAUUAACACAAAAGGUUAUAAAUGCUGAUGUUUUUCUAUAUCGUUACCUUAUUCUGUUGUUUUGUAUUAAUUUCAUAUUUAUUUCUAUGUUAACAUGUGAAAUUAGAUUUGUAAUGUAAAUAUAGAUACAAGUAAUAUUAACAGAAUAAGCACCAUUGUACUCACCCCAGAAGAAGUAGUAAGCCUUAAUUAUUUUUAAAAACUUAGCACUUCCAUUUCUGUAAGUGAAAUAGUAAAUAAAUUUAUGGUCAUGUUAAGAAACAUUUCUCCAUGUAUUGCCAUCAAAUUUUGCUUAAUACAUUUCAAGGCUAUUUUAUUUAGAUCUACAGAAAUUAAUAAAAUUUCUUCUUGAUGGA
Neofelis nebulosa (Clouded leopard) is the source of this 10286-nucleotide messenger RNA. RefSeq lists its product as uncharacterized. The record is from RefSeq and is a predicted model, not a curated record. Gene Ontology annotation, biological process: regulation of transcription by RNA polymerase II. Lineage: Eukaryota; Metazoa; Chordata; Mammalia; Carnivora; Felidae. Bases 950 to 6358 code for a protein of 1802 amino acids. Gene Ontology annotation, molecular function: zinc ion binding; RNA polymerase II cis-regulatory region sequence-specific DNA binding; DNA-binding transcription factor activity, RNA polymerase II-specific. The transcript has 23 exons.